AUGGAAAACUACCUCUGUAUUGAUGUGACUAGGAAAAGGUCACUCAUGAUUGAUAGGCAGUUAAACAAGCCGCAAACAGGGUAUCAAGGUCACAGUGUUUCAAUCGCAGGGAUUGUUGUUCAUUUACUUUUGUACUUUGCAAUCGUAAGAGUUGAGGGUGUAAAGAUCAUAAACACGAAAACCAGUUCAAACACAAUAAGUAACGCUCCUGGACUUGAGUUUAGAGAAGGAAAUACUUGGAAGAUCAGUCAGGGAGGAAUUAUGAAUAAACCCUUUAAUGCUAUUCAAAAGGUAUACAAGCACUGUACAAUAAAUUCUAAUCAACCGGGCGUAUUCAACAGAAUAAAUGCCCAAAAUUUUAAUUCUAUGAGAGCUGGUGUAAUGUCUUUUAUCAAUCUUCAUGGACAUAACAAUGAAAGUCGUAUUCUCAGAAAGAAUGACUUAAAUAAAAAUUUGAAAGAUGAAGCUAAUCUAUACGAUGCGGCCUUUGAGGCUCGCUAUUUAAAGUCUCUUUUUAAAGCACACUCAUUUUUAAACCCUAGUGGAUCGUAUGCAGCAGGAACGUCUAUUGCAACAUGUGAUCCUACAACAUCUGAAUACAAUACCUUUGUAUCGCAUCAUUAUCGGAUUAUGACCGAAGACAUUGUAGAAUAUUUGAGAAGAAAAAAGAUUGAAUAUAUGGAAACGCCCUUAAAAUUUACACUAAAGUUUUGUCCAUUCUGUCCCCCUCAUAGAUUUAAAUCGGAUAACCUUUAUAAACAUGAAAUAUUUAAAAAUUCCGGAAAUUCCUACUGUCACAGAUGUGGCUACAAGGGGAGUUUGUUCGAUUUUAAGGCACAUAUGGGCGACUUACCUGGUGGCUUGAUAAAUGAUGCCAAUGAUCCUUCCAUGGGACCAUUUGGGGUUUCUCAAACAUCAAACGAGCCCGCAAUAACAAUGGUAAAUAUUACACAUUAUGAGAAUAAUCUUUACAACAAUGAAGAUUAUAAAUGUGUUCUCGAGUAUCUAACACAAACCCGUGGAAUAUCGAUAAACGUUUUGAAAAAAUAUAGAGUUGGUGCAGGAGAAUUUAAAUUUAGCCGCGCGGGUUCUGGCUCAGAUUUAGAGAAAUGUGUGGUGUUCCCAUGGUUAAUGGCGCGGUCCUUUAAUGACAAGGCUGAAAUUGUUGUUAAUAGAAUAAAGGUGCGUAGUAUUUAUGACAAAUCAAAAAUGAAGAUACUGCCAAAAGGAGGCAGAUGGGGAAUGUUUGGUGAACAUUUGCUCUAUGAUAUAUUCAAUGACCCAAAAAAUGGUGGAAAGUCCUCCCAAAAAACAGUUGUGCUGGCGGAGGGAGAAUUUGAUGCAAUGAGUAUCUACCAAGAGACAGGACAGCCAUCUCUGUCAUUGCCAAACGGAUCAAACUCCUUACCUGUCGCACUUUUGCCUCGCUUGGAAAAUUUGGAUCACAUUUACUUGUGGAUGGAUUUUGAUGCUGCAGGGCAAAGUGGAAUAACUCACUUUGCAAAUAAGCUGGGAAUGCAAAGAACAAAGAUUGUUCGCGAUAUUUCAGAAAAGGUAAACCCAGAAGACGAGCAAGAAAGGGGAGCAAAGGAUGCAAAUGAAUGUUUACUGAAAGGUUUAAAAAUAGCUCCUUAUCUGGAAAAUGCUUCACCACUAGUUCAUUCUCAGAUCCUAAAUUUUAAUGAUAUAAGGCAGUCUGUUUUUGAUGAACUUUCUAAUCCAAAAGCUACAAGUGGUGUUGAAAGUUUGACACUUCCUGGUUUAUCUCAGUUGCUAAAGGGCCACAGGAGAGGUGAGCUGAGCGUAUGGACAGGAUCUACUGGAUCUGGAAAGACAACUCUCCUAUCCCAACUAUCUCUAGACUAUUGUGUUCAAGGAGUAAGCACUCUUUGGGGUUCCUUUGAAAUUAAUAAUGUAAGACUUGCUAAAACUAUGCUUAGACAGUUUAGUGGGAAAAAUUUGGAAACUUCCAUCGAAGAAUUCAACUAUUAUGCUGACAAGUUUUCAGAAUUGCCACUUAGAUUUAUGAAAUUCCAUGGAUCUACUUCCAUUGACCAAGUCAUAGAUGCUAUGGACUAUGCUGUCUAUGUUUACGAUGUUAGACACAUUAUAAUUGAUAAUUUACAGUUUAUGUUAAGUGGUCAAAACAGCAAACCAGGUGAACUUUGGGACUUGCAGAAUAGUGCAAUUGAAAAAUUUAGAAGGUUUGCAACGCAUAAAAAUGUCCACGUUUCUCUGGUCGUACAUCCAAGGAAGGAGGCAGAUGGAAUACCUUUAGGGCUUUCAAGUGUAUUUGGGUCUGUAAAAUCAACACAAGAGGCCGAUAAUGUUCUUAUUCUCCAGAAUGUAGUCGGUGAAAACAGGUGUAUUGAUGUUAAAAAGAACAGAUUUGCGGGAAGGUUGGGAAGGGUAACAUUUCUCUUUGAUCCAGUAAGUCUCACUGCAGAAGAGAUCAAAUCUUCCGAAUUCACCACACCCUUUCCACCAGGAAAGGCUCGUCAAAGUCAAAAUAAUGUUAAAGCCUUUGAAAAUCCUAGUGUUGAAAUCCCGCAGAACAUUAGGCCCUUGAUGACUCUUGGUAAUUUCAUGUCUAAUAACCAAAAUAUAGAUCAAUAUGAUGAUAUCGCUAGGAAGCUUUCUACAAUGACAAAUAGAGCUAUAUCUUCUUACAGGCUGAAUAGUACAUCAAAUACACAUGUAUCUAAUGAAUCAACAGAUGUAGAGCCUAAAGAUUGGAGAAACUUGGAGAGUGUAGAAAUUGAUGAUGAUUCUGGAACCCAAAUCCGUAUGCCUGAAAAGGAAUAUACAGAAGAUUUUCUUGUCUCAACAAUAGAAAAUACGCCAGAUGUGUCUCAAGAUCUACUCAAUAAACAUGAUGAAAUUUCCUCUAGUAGUUCAGCUACUCCAACCAGAAAGAGAAGUAGAAAAAAGGCUGAAGUUGAACAAGUGUAUUAUGAUGACGAAGAGCGUAUAGUAAUGAGAGGUAUUACUGUAACAAAGAGUUCGAGUAUGAAGGAGUAUAGAGAAUUUAUCAAGGUAAAUAGGCUGAGUGAAUUGAUCAAGACAGCAGGAAAGGGUGUUUCUAGAAAUGAUAUUUAUGAUAGUAUACGUUCUAACGUCCCUUCCGCUUGUAUAAUAAAGAGUACUUCUAAAAGCGAACCCUCUGUAGCUACGCAGGGUACCAUAGGGGACUUUGGAGUCUCAACAAUGAGACCUAUAUUAAAUCUUAGGAACAAAGAUGUUAAAAUUGUUAGGGACUUGGAAAAUUUUGAAAAACGACAAUUAUAUAAGGUUUCACUCGUUUCAAAGAACUCUGUGAUGGAGGAAAAUCCAAAACAUAUUGACACCAUUAACCUCCCCGUAUAUAUGGCUAGCGAAGCUGACCCAUUACUCUCUAAUGGUAUCAUUUAUGUCAAGAAUGAGCAUCUCCUGAAUCAGCUCUGGCCUCUUUUCAAAGAUGUACCUCUAUGUGCAGUUGAUAUUGAGUCUACGGGUCUUGAUUUUAGAAACGACAGUAUAAGACUAAUUCAACUGUCCACUCCCGAUCAACCUUCUGUUAUCCUUGAUCUUUUUAGCCUUGGGAAAGAUGUUCUUUUGAGAUGCAAGUGGCUUAAAGAUUUAUUCGCUGCGAAAAAUACUGUACAUGUAUUCCACAACGGAAAGUUUGACAUAAACUUUUUGAAAGCCUAUGGAUUUGAAAUGUCACCAAAUAUAUUUGAUACCAUGAUUGCCGCAAAGUUGCUCUCAGCUUCAAGAUAUAAUAUUAGUUGCAAACUGGGAAGUGUUGCAGAAAGGUAUUAUAACUUGGUCUUGGACAAGUCACAACAAUUUUCUGACUGGAGUCUGGUACCACUCUUUGAAGAGCAAAUCCUUUAUGCUUCUCGUGAUGCUAAUGUCCUUUUGCCACUUUAUGUCAUUCUCAAGGAAAAGCUUCAUAAGGAGAAAUUAGAUCAGAUAUCCAACAUUGAAUUUAAGUGUAUUCUGGCCGUUUCUGAGAUGGAAUCGAAUGGAAUGAAAGUGGACACUGAAAAACUUCAUAAACUUCAGCAAGAACUUAACGCAGAACAUAGAAAUGCAGUAAAAAAAUUAGGAGCCGCACUGAACGUAUCCGGUGAUUCAAACUUUAAUUUUAAUUCUCAAAAGCAACUCCUAAAUGCUCUUCAAAGUAUGGGAGUUAUAGAUCGAUCAAAACGUACACUUAUACAAAAUACCUCAGAACAGACACUCUCUAGGAAUACAAACCAUCCUGCAAUAUCUGCAUUGAGAGAAUAUCGCAAAAUAAACAAAGCAAUCACUGCCUUUACACUCAAACUGCCAAAUCAUAUAUGUAAAGAAACUGGAAGAAUAUAUCCCAACUUCAAUCAGUGCGGGGCAGAAAGUGGAAGGUUUAGUUGUGACAAUCCAAAUUUACAACAGAUACCGCGAGACAAAAAGUUUAGAGAGUGCUUUGUAGCAUCUGAGGGACAUAAAUUCGUUAUAGCAGAUUUCUCACAAAUCGAGCUUAGAAUCGCAGCAGAUAUCGCAAAGGAUCAAAAAAUGAUUGAAGCAUAUAAUAAGGGAACAGAUCUACAUUCUCUCACGGCGAGUCUAAUUAAAGGUAAACCAAUAUCCGAGGUGACAAAGGACGAAAGGCAACUUGCAAAGGCUGUAAACUUCGGACUAAUCUUCGGAAUGUCCCUGACAGGAUUCAGAAUGUAUGCUGAAACUGGUUAUAAUGUGAAAUUGUCUAUAAAUGAAGCAAGGGAGAUUUAUUUCUCAUUCUUUAAUAACUUCAAGGGAAUUACAGAUUGGCACAAUAGGGUCAAGGCAAAUCGUCCAACCGAAGUUAGAACUCUGAGCAACAGGUUAUCAAUUUUCGAUUCAUUCUCCUUCACAAGGUCACUAAACUACCCUGUGCAAGGGACAUCAGCCGACAUUACAAAAGAAACUAUGGUCCAGCUCGUGGACAAGGUGAAGGAAAUUAACGCAAAGAUUGUAAUGUGUAUUCACGAUGAAAUCAUCAUGGAAGUCCCAGAGGAGAAAGCAGAUAAAGGCCUAGAAAUGCUCAUUGAAACUAUGCAAAAUGCAGGAAAGAAAUUCUUAAAACAUGUUCCCUGUGAGGCCGUUGGCGCCAUAGGUAACAGUUGGGCCGAUAAGUCCUAG
This is a messenger RNA of Theileria equi strain WA, 5142 nucleotides long. RefSeq names its product DNA polymerase I family member protein. The transcript has 3 exons. Lineage: Eukaryota; Apicomplexa; Aconoidasida; Piroplasmida; Theileriidae. Gene Ontology annotation, biological process: DNA-templated DNA replication. The record is from RefSeq and is a predicted model, not a curated record. The coding region runs from base 1 to 5142 and encodes 1713 amino acids. Gene Ontology annotation, molecular function: 3'-5' exonuclease activity; single-stranded DNA binding; DNA-directed DNA polymerase activity.